Messenger RNA from Paramuricea clavata, 321 nucleotides. Lineage: Eukaryota; Metazoa; Cnidaria; Anthozoa; Malacalcyonacea; Plexauridae. The record is from the annotation of a GenBank genome assembly.
AUGUUCCUGACGCUGAGGACAAGGCUCCUGACGGUGAGCACAGGGUUCCUGACAUGCAUUGAGGAGAAGGUUCCUGACGCUGAGGACAAGGUUCUUGAGAAUGAGGACAAGGUUCCUGACGCUGAGGAGAAGGUUCCUGACGGUGAGGACAAGGUUCUUGACGGUGAGGACAAGGUUCCUGACGGUGAGGACAAGGUUCCUGACAUUAACGACAAGGUUCCUGACAGUGAGGACAGGGUUCCUGACGCUGAGGACAAAGUUCCUGACAUUGAUGACAAGUUUCCUGACGGUGAGGACAAGAUUCCUGACGGUGAGGACAAG